Porites evermanni is the source of this 2871-nucleotide messenger RNA. The record is from the annotation of a GenBank genome assembly. NCBI's taxonomy places the organism in Eukaryota, Metazoa, Cnidaria, Anthozoa, Scleractinia, Poritidae.
AUGCCAAGAGAUCAUCAGAGGCACAAUUUAAAAGAUUUGACCAACAAGGAACAAGAAAGGUAAAUACAAUAUUAAAAUAAUUUUAUUCUAUUAAUUUAUAUACAUUAAUCAGUCUAGCAACACAGUGUAGAAGAUACCAGAAUUCAUGGUCAAAACAAACUACACUAUAAAAUUCAAACUGCACGAUAAAUGGCAUAAGACAUAAUGCUGUCCCUCUCAAACAUGCAAAGGAAUACUCCAGUUUCAAACCUGUGAGAGCAACAAUGGAUGCAAGGGCAUUAUGUUUGAUGCCCUAUGAUAUAUUCUAACUUUUACAUAAAAACUUUGAUUAAACAAUAUAUACUUAGGUCAACUGGGAUUCUAACCUGGCAAAGAGAUGGGAUACAGAUUCUCCCUGAACUAUUACGUCCAAAGUCUGAUAUUUAUAUAAGGAAAUAUAUGCCCGCCCAACUGUUAUUCAUGCUCAGCAAAGAAUUGGGAGGCAGUUGCUUUCUGAACAAUUGAAUACAAACUUUAAUUUAUUAUUAGUUUUUUACGAGUAUUAUCCUAAUGAACAAAUAGACUAAAAUGGAACAUGGGUGUUAGAGAAUAGAAAGGAGAAAUAAUAUUGUGAGAAGUUCUCUUCUUAUACUGCAUCCACUUACUAAAAUAAAUAUCAUUCCCUUUUUUCGCUUACUGACAACAGUCAUGCAAAUUUUUAUUUACCUGCCUUUGAACGGUUUCCAGUGGUUAUCAACCCUUCAAACCAAUUCUUUCCUUUUCAAAGUGUCUUGACCAAAUGGAGCAUUAGAGGGCACCCAGGCCCGUGGAAAGAAUUUUUAAGAUACGUGGAUUUUCUCCCGGGGAGUAAUCCCCCUUAUAUAAGCCAACUAAGUAUGUGCCACCCCAAAGGGUAUGGUCUUUGCACCUUUUUGUUCUAAAAAUGGUCAGGAUUUGGAGAACCUGGGGACAAACCCCUACCAAGAACCCGCAAGAGCACCCCACUAAGGAUUUCAGUCACUUUCGGGUAGUAAAUAACACAAAUAAGCGACCAUGGUUUAAGUACUAGGGCUACGCGUGAAUCGCCGAGAGAGAGACUUAGCUUCCUUUCUUUUUGGGUAUUGAUUUCGCGGGAAAAUCGAAAACGUUUUAGAGAUGGCUUCCGCUAAAUAUAGAAAUCUUUUCCAGUAUCUUAAAAAGAAGGCUUAUCCGGAAGGCUUUACAAAGCAAAAAACGACUCUGCGAAAAUUUGCCAAAAAGUUCGAGUAUGACUCAAAAUUAGAGUCCUUGUUCUACGUGGCCAAGGAGAAGGAUGGCACAGCGCUUCGACGUCUUGUUAUCACUGAGGAAGAGAAAAGCGAGGGUCUUCGAAGAGUGCCACUCUGCUCCUUUCUCUGGACACGCCGGCUGCGAUAAUACUUUUGCACCCCGUGAAGGUUGUUCCCAAGGUGUGGUACUUGGUCGGAAUUGAUUUAAUAGAAGCUCCUACUACAUCUCAAAACAACAACAGAUUUCUUCUGUCCCGUAGGUGCAAGAGGCCUCUGUAUAAAUUGUGUGACAACCUUUCGUAUGUCAAGUAGCGCUGCGGGGUUAAGUUGUACAGGCCUCAAAUGUCAUGCAUACUAUGAAUUCAACACCGCAAAACGCAGUUUUAUUCAUGUUUGUCUUUUGAUUGCUUUGUUUAGUAUUCUUGUUUUUGGCUGUUUGGAAUCAUACGCUCGCAGCUGCCGGUAAUUGCGGCAUUGCUCGCUUGUAAAAAGUUCUAUUAAAUAAAAUUGAAGCUUUGCAAACAAUGAAGCGUUGUACAGCGAAGCGAUGUUAUGCGGUUGUAAAUUUCAGUUUCGUCAUGUUUUGAGCCAACGUUUACUGCCUAUGGGGUUUUUUUCUGCGCAAUAAACCCGGCGAAAAGUGUCAGACGAUAUAAUUCUAACAUGCAUCUACACUAUUCAGCCGUAAAUUCGUGAUUAACAAUCCCGACUUUUCCCCAGUCUGAAAUAAUUUAGGCAAAGUUGAAGUAGCCUGUUCCAGGCGUUCAGAUAGUGGGGAGCGGUGUAAGGAGCGGUGCGAGGUAAAAAGGAGCGCGAAAAAAAUAAAAGCGAGGGAGGGGGAGAGGAGAGAGAGGGUCGAAGCGAUCAGCGAUUAGGGCAUCCCCCACCGGGGAUGCCCAAAACGCUAGGGAUAUGGGAAUGGGGAUGCCCAAAACGCGGGGAUACCCAAAACGCUGUGACACCGGCCAAUAUGGCGGCCUGGGGCUAGUUUACUAGUGGCUAGUUUGGAUCUUCCGCUCACAGAGUCACUCACUGUACCAACGCAAACCUAAGCUUAAUAGUACCUACAACAAUUUCAAGAAAGGAAUCUGCAAUAUAAAAACCAAAAUACCAAAGAAGGCAAUAGAAUUCGAAGGUCAGGAGAGACAUAAAGGUAUACAUAUUUACUGAUAUUUAGAGGGCCGCACCCAACGACGAUUUCCUCCUAAUUGCAUUGAAAUUAUAAAGUAAUUCUCAUUAUGAAGUAGAUGGCUAGGAUGUAAAAGUUGCGGUGAUUUCAGGCUUUCACUUUCGCACCUUCCUGUCGUUCCCCAAAACGUGGGCGGCUCAAAACUCGAAGUAGCCAGUUUUUAGCCGGCUGCCUGCACUUAAUAAGAAUCCUGCAGACUACAGUACUUUUAAAUCUCUAGAAAUGCAUUCUAAGCGGGGCUAUAAAAUUUGCAUCUGUUCAGUCAUCCUAGGGGAACUAAAGGCUUUUCGAAAUUACAAGGGCCUCAGUUUUAUUUUCCUGAAAGUAUGAGACCGUAAGUUAACUAAGUUCAUUUCUUUAUCACCUAGAGAUAUGCCAAGAGAUCAUCAGAGGCACAAUUUAAAAGAUUUGACCAACGAGGAACAAGAAAGGUAA